Molecule: messenger RNA, 2202 nt
Organism: Ixodes scapularis (black-legged tick)
Lineage: Eukaryota; Metazoa; Arthropoda; Arachnida; Ixodida; Ixodidae
Product: zinc finger protein 525-like
Exons: 3
Coding region: 166-996 (276 amino acids)
Biological process (GO): regulation of transcription by RNA polymerase II
Cellular component (GO): nucleus
Molecular function (GO): RNA polymerase II cis-regulatory region sequence-specific DNA binding; DNA-binding transcription activator activity, RNA polymerase II-specific
Source: RefSeq, a predicted model, not a curated record
GCGGCGGUAGCGGUUUGUUCGUAUGUGAAAGUGAGGUAGGUGUUGCGUUUAGCCUUCACGGACUUGUUGACUUCCUAUUCAACAAACAGUCAUCUCAAGUGGUCCCCUGCAUCCUUUGUGAUCUUGCGAGCCUGCUUACGAGCCUGACCGCAGACAGCAAUUCAAAUGGAACCGAUUCAGUCCUCAAGUUGUGGUGAGGGAGCUUCACUUUUGGGAGAGAUGAGCUGCCCACUGAAAGCCACCGAGGACAUCUGGUUUGGAUGCUGUUCCUGCACUUAUGUCACCAGAGAUAAUCGUGGGAUUGUGAGCCACCUGGUUGUCCAUGGUGAUGAACAAUUCAAGUCCCAGCAUCCUUCCAUGUUUGGAUCGGAGUCUAAAGCGCCCAGCAAAACUCAAGAGCACAAGGGUGAUAAGUUGUUCAAGUGCAAGCUGUGCCCCCUAGUUUUUGAGCACAAUUCCACUCUGACAAGCCAUAAUCUAACACACACUAGUGAAAAGCCUUAUAAGUGCAAGCUGUGUCCUAAAGCCUUUGCUAAGAAUUGCCUCCUGAUCACUCAUAAUCGAGUACACACAGGUGAAAAGCCAUUUAAGUGUGAGCUGUGCCCCCAAGCCUUUGCUUACAAAACCAGUUUGUCUCAUCACAGUCAAAAGCACACAGGUGAAAAGCCAUUUAAAUGCAACCUUUGCCCCCGAGCCUUUGCUCGGAAGUCUCAUCUCCAGAGUCAUAUUAUAAUACACUCCGGUGAAAAGGCAUUUAAGUGCAAGCUGUGCCCCCAAGCCUUUUCUCACAAGAGUGGCCUAAAUCAUCACAUUAGAACACACACAGGUGAAAAGCCAUUUAAGUGCAAGCUUUGCCCCCGAGCCUUUACUCAAAGUUCUCAACUCAGGAGUCAUAAUAUAGCACACUCUGGUGAAAAGCCAUAUAAAUGCCAGCUGUGCCCCCAAGCCUUUGGUUACAAUAGUGGUCUGUCUCAUCACAGUAAAACACACAGGUGAAAGGUCAUUUAAGUGCAACUUUGCUCCCGAGCCUCUUCUCGGAAUUCUUGUCUCAGGAAUCGCAAUAUUAUACACUGAUGAAAAGCCAUUUAAGUGCAAGCUGUACUUCCAUGGCUUUGCCCACAAUAGCAGUCUGCUUUGCCACAACUGAACCCACACAUGGAAAAAGCCAUUCAAGUGCAUGCUCCACUCCCAAGUGUUUGCUCAUAAUUCCCUUCUGACCCUCCAUAAUCACUCACUGGUGAAAAACCUCACAAGUGCAAGAUGUGCCCCCAAGCCUUUGCUCACACUUAGUCUGCUCUGCCACAAAACACAGAGGAGAAAAAAACAUAAGGGCAAGCUAUUCCCCCAAGCUUUCCUGGGAAAAUUCAUCUGUCCAGUCAUUAUCGAACAAACACUGGUGAAAAGGGGGGAUCGGUGGCCGAGUGGGCUGAAGCGCAGACCCAGCUCGACGCGCGUGGAGCGAAAGCUCGCGCUACAGAUCCCAGGGGUCCUGGGUUCGAGCCCCACCCCUGCCCGUUUCGAUCUGGAUGAGCAUCGUACCGGCGUGCGGUCGUGUAUCACUACUGCGUGGUGCACAUUAAAGACGCCAGGCUAGCGGUUGUACUGCACUGGCAAAAUUGCUCAUCUACAGUGUAAACCAUUAUCGCCCCUACUGGCAGACCAACCUUACGCUGUAUAAAUCACUAAAACGUCCAAUUUGACUUUUGACUGGUGAAAAGCGAUUUAAGUGCAAGCUUUGCUCCAAAGUGCUGGCUUUCCCUUCCGACCUUCGAUAAUCGAGAGCACACGGGUGACACACCUUAUAAAUGCAAGCUGUGCCCUCGAGGCUUUGCUAAUGAUUUCCUACUGACCAAGCAUAAUAUAAAACACGCAGGAAAAAAGCCAUUCCAGUGCAAGAUGUGAUUCCAGAGUCUUUAUUUGGGAAUCACAUCUGAGAGAUCAUAACUAAAGACACAGUGAAAAGGUAUUUAAGUGCAAGGUUUGCCCACAGGACUUUUCUCAGAAUAGAUUUCUGAUUUACUACAGUCGAACACACACUGGCAAAAAAACCAUAUAAAUGGAAGCUGUGCCCCCGAUCCCUUGUUCAGAAUAGAUAUCUGACCGACUACAAUUAAACACACACAGAUGAUACAGUGAAACCCGUUUAGAACAAACCCACGUACAGCAAACUAUUGUCGAUAUCGAACUCACAGAAAAUUUAAA